Messenger RNA from Helianthus annuus (common sunflower), 3302 nucleotides. RefSeq names its product probable leucine-rich repeat receptor-like serine/threonine-protein kinase At3g14840. The coding region runs from base 173 to 3166 and encodes 997 amino acids. The record is from RefSeq and is a predicted model, not a curated record. Gene Ontology annotation, molecular function: protein kinase activity; protein binding; ATP binding. The transcript has 24 exons. NCBI's taxonomy places the organism in Eukaryota, Viridiplantae, Streptophyta, Magnoliopsida, Asterales, Asteraceae. Gene Ontology annotation, biological process: protein phosphorylation.
UAAUUUAUUAUUGAAAGCUACAAAAUCAAGUUGUUUUCAACUUUGUAUAGGACUUGUCAUUAUUUCCCAACUGCUACUGGUGCUCAUCAUUUAGCAGUAAUUGGAUAUUUAUUAUAUAAUUACAUCUAUUUAUGUUCCAUUCAGAAAGCAUUCAAUUACAGAUCUAAGCAACAUGUUGUGGGCAAUUCUCUGUGUUACAUUCCUACCUUUCGUUUUUGCAUCCAUGAACACAACUUGUCUUCCUCCCGAAGAAGUGGAUGCACUUAGAGAGAUUGGAAGAAAGCUAGGUAAACUAAAUUGGGAUUUCGAACGCGAUCCAUGUCUUGGUUGGGAGAUUUCUAGCAGCGGAGCAUACUCGAAUAACCUCACUUGCAGCCUCAGCAACAACUCGACAUGCCACGUCAUUAGCAUAAGCCUAAGAGGACAAAGUCUACCAGGCAUUCUCCCACCGGAAUUCGUCAAUCUUCCUUACCUCCUGAAUUUAGACUUAACUCGCAACUAUCUCAGUGGUACCAUCCCUCCAGAAUGGGGUUCCAUGGAGCAAAUUCUAAACAUUUCUCUUAUCGCAAAUCGGUUAACUGGAUCAAUCCCAAAGGAACUCGGAAACAUCAGCACGUUGAGAUCUUUAAUGGUCGAGGACAAUAUGAUGUCUGGUGCAAUUCCGGAUGAACUUGGGAAUCUUGCAAGCAUUGAAAGAUUAUUACUGAGCUCAAACUUUUUCACCGGGGAAUUGCCGGCAUCAUUUGCAAAUCUGAUCAAUAUGAAGGAUUUUCGCAUUGGAAGUAACAACUUCUCUGGGAAGAUCCCGGAUUUCAUUGGAGAAUGGAACAGUCUCACAAGCUUAAGGAUUCAGGCCAGUGGAUUGGAAGGGCCAAUACCUCCUAACAUUACUCUCCUGACAACUUUAACAGACUUGAGAAUAAGCGACUUAAGAGGACCAGACACGCAUUGUCCACCAUUUAAAAAUGCAUCUUUUAAGACCCUGAUCUUGAGGAGUUGCAAUCUUAUCGGCAGGUUACCAAAAUCUGUUCAUUCAACGGAUCUCUUAGACUUCAGCUUUAACAAAUUAAGUGGAUCCAUUCCUGAAAGGUUCAUUGAUCUAACUUACACAGGCAAUAUCUAUCUUACCCGAAACUUCCUAUCUGGUACUGUGCCUGAUUGGAUGAUCACCUCAGGACAUAGUAUUGAUCUGUCAUAUAACAACUUUACAAUUGGUGGCUUACGGGAUUAUAGGUGCCAGAUGCGGCAAACAAACUUGUUUGCUUCAUUUUCAGUUAAGAAUACCUCAAGAAAGGUCUCAUGUUUGGGGAAUAGUUUUUGUCCAACAAAUUCGAGUCCUUCGACCACCUUGUAUAUCAACUGUGGCGGAGGGAAACUAAGGCUUGGAGAUAGGGAAUAUGAAAGUGACCUGGAACUAGGUGGUGCUUCUUAUUUCUAUGCAGCGGAAAGUCGAUGGGGAUUUAGCAGUACUGGUAACUUCUUGGAUGACAACAAUUGGGACAGUUAUAUUGUUCAAGAACCUUGUGGAGUCCCAAGGGACACGUCUGGACUAUACACGAGUGCACGAACGUCAGCCUUAUCUUUGACUUAUUAUGGUUUCUGUAUGCACAGUGGAAGCUACAAUGUACGCCUUCACUUUGCUGAAAUCAUUUUUACUGAUGAUCGAACAUAUAGCAGCCUUGGGAGGCGUGUAUUUGAUAUCUACAUCCAGGGUGUCUUGGUGGAAAAAGAUUUUGACAUCAGUGAUAGGGCAGGUGGAGUUAUGAAAGCAAUUGUGACAACUUAUACGGUAAACGUUACAACUAGUUUGGAAAUCCGUCUCUAUUGGGCUGGAAAAGGAACAACCAAUAUACCAUCUCGAGGAGUAUAUGGUCCUCUCAUUUCAGCUAUAUCUGUGGAUCCAAAUUUCAAAUUGCCAGAAAAUGAGAAAGGUGUGUCCAGACGGAUUGUGGCAGUAAUUUUGGUUGGAGCAGUUUGUGCCAUCAUCCUAAUUUUAGGAAUUUUAUGGUGGUGUGGUUAUUUAUGUCCCACACAUGCUAUGGAACUAGAGCUGCAUGGUCUAGAGCUCAACAUUGGUUCCUUUACUUUGAGGCAAAUCAAAACUGCCACAAACAAUUUUGAUGUUGCUAAUAAGAUUGGAGAAGGUGGUUUUGGCUCGGUUUACAAGGGAGUAUUACCAAGUGGCACCUUAAUAGCAGUGAAACAACUUUCCUCCAAAUCGAAGCAAGGAAAUAGAGAGUUCUUGAAUGAACUAGGCAUGAUAUCUGCUUUGCAACACCCGCAUCUUGUGAAGCUCUAUGGUUGUUGUAUUGAAGGAAACCAAUUGUUACUAGCAUAUGAAUACAUGGAAAAUAACAGUCUAGCCCGUGCUUUGUUCGGACCUAAAGAAUGGCAAUUGGAACUUGAUUGGCCUACAAGAUACAGAAUUUGCAUCGGUAUAGCGAGAGGAUUGGCCUUUCUACAUGAAGAAUCAAGAUUGAAGAUUGUUCAUAGAGAUAUCAAAGCCACUAAUGUGCUCCUUGAUAAGGAUUUAAAUGCUAAAAUUUCUGAUUUCGGUUUGGCUAGGCUUAAUGAAGAGGACAAAACACAUAUAAGCACCCGUGUUGCAGGAACUUAUGGAUAUAUGGCUCCCGAAUACGCAAUGCGUGGUUACCUAACAGAUAAAGCAGAUGUCUAUAGCUAUGGAAUUGUCCUCUUAGAGAUAGUUAGUGGGAUGGCUAACGUUGCUGACAGGGAAAACGAGAAUCAGUUUGUUCUUCUUGAACGGGCAUUUGCUUUGAAAGCCACGGGUAAUUUGAUGGAUCUAGUUGAUCCAAAGCUGGGUUCAGAAUAUGACAUCCAAGAGAUGAUGGUUGUUAUCAAUUUGGCUCUAGUGUGCACUGCGAUCACUCCAACCGAUAGACCAACAAUGUCAUCCGUGGUUAGCAUGCUAGAAGGACGAAUCGUUCCUGAAGUGUUUCCUGCUGAACAAAGUGACUCAAUGACUGAAAUGGAUCGUGACAAAAGGGUGAAGGAACUUGAGGACCAGAAUGGUAACCGAAUAGUGGAAAUGCCAUUCGCGUGCACCGAUUCCUCAACAUCUGCUGUCGAUCUCUACCCAAACGAUGGUUUCAGUGAGUAUUUGCAGAAGAGAGACAGUGAUAUAAGGAAGUUGUUAUCUAAAUGAUGUAUAUGCUAAUUGUUUGAUAUCCACUCGGAUAUAUGUAUUUAUAAAGUUGUUAUCUAAAUGAUGUAUAUGCUAAUUGUUUGAUAUCCACUCGGAUAUAUGUAUUUAUAAAUUGGUAAUUACUAUGAUGUGUUGA